AUGUCGGACGAGGCUGUCGCUCUCGUGGUGGACAAUGGCAGUGGCAUGUGCAAGGCCGGCUUCUCCGGUGACGACGCUCCGCGAACGGUUUUUCCCUCCCUGAUCGGGCGACCGAAGCACCGGAGCAUCGUGGUGGGGAUGGAUCAGAAAGACCACUACGUCGGAGACGAAGCGCAAGCAAAGCGUGGUGUCCUGGCUCUCAAGUACCCUAUCGAGCACGGCAUCGUGACGAACUGGGACGACAUGGAGCGAAUCUGGCACCACACUUUCUACAACGAGCUGCGCGUAUCGCCCGAAGAGCAUCCGGUUCUGCUUACAGAAGCGCCACUGAAUCCGAAGGCCAACCGCGAGCGCAUGACACAGAUUAUGUUCGAGACGUUCGGAGUGCCAGCGAUGUAUGUGGCGAUUCAGGCGGUGCUCUCGCUGUAUUCCUCCGGCAGAACUACAGGCAUCGUCAUGGAUUCGGGAGAUGGCGUGUCGCACACAGUUCCCAUAUACGAGGGAUACGCACUUCCCCAUGCCAUUGCACGCCUGGAUCUAGCUGGCCGUGACCUUACCGAAUACAUGAUGAAGAUCAUGACGGAGAGUGGCUACUCCUUCAGCAACAGCGCUGAACGAGAGAUCGUGCGAGACAUCAAGGAGAAGCUUUGCUACAUCGCCCUGGACUUCAACAGUGAGCUGAAGUCUGCAGCGGAGAGCAGCGAUGGUGCGAAGACCUAUGAGUUGCCGGAUGGGAACAUCGUCUCUUUGCACAGCGAGCGCUUCCGCUGCCCAGAGGUGCUGUUCCAGCCCAGCCUGGUGGGCAAGGAGGCGAUGGGAAUCCACGACACCACCUUCCGGUCCAUCAUGAGUUGCGAUGUGGACAUCCGGCGCGACCUCUAUCAGAACGUGGUCCUGUCCGGCGGCUCCACGAUGAUGCCGGGUAUCGGCGAGCGCAUGACCAAGGAGCUUUGUGCCCUGGCACCCUCCACCGUGAAGGUGAAAGUCAUCGCACCCCCUGAGAGGAAGUACAGCGUGUGGAUCGGUGGCUCCAUCCUUUCGUCGCUGAGCACCUUCCAGCAGAUGUGGAUUUCCAAAGCCGAGUACGAUGAGAGCGGGCCGAUGAUCGUCCACCGUAAGUGCAUCUAG
Messenger RNA from Symbiodinium sp. CCMP2456, 1128 nucleotides. NCBI's taxonomy places the organism in Eukaryota, Dinophyceae, Suessiales, Symbiodiniaceae. The record is from the annotation of a GenBank genome assembly.